Molecule: messenger RNA, 450 nt
Organism: Geodia barretti
Lineage: Eukaryota; Metazoa; Porifera; Demospongiae; Tetractinellida; Geodiidae
Source: the annotation of a GenBank genome assembly
CUUCGUUACGGAAGGGGACUACCGAGCUGGAGCCGAAGACGCGAGCGUCCCGCUGGCGUCCGAUGUUCAAGAAGUUCGGGGUAUUGCAGAUGGCCCUAGAGGAGCUGGAAAUCGUGCGUGCGAGCUGACCUUGGAGCAGGCGUAGCGGGUCGCGGCAGAGGAGCGGGCUUGGAGAAAACUUCGCCUAACGCUCAGCGGAUGGCCGGGGCAGCGAAGGGAGAGGGCGAGGAACAGAGGUGCAAAGGAGACCGCGAGCGUUCUACUGACGCGACGGCGCAGUUUGGAGGAGGUACUGCUGACAAAGAGAGCGAGACAGCAGGUGCCGGAGUCGUCCUGGGACGAGGCCUCCACCUCCCUCCCAUCCUCACUGAGUCACCAGGCCCACCCCUCACACUUUACCAGGGAAUACGACGUCACCGUGGCAACUGGCUCCUCUCUCGUUCAAGAGUA